This is a messenger RNA of Heteronotia binoei (common prickly gecko), 2883 nucleotides long. It is a transcript of the gene PDE7B, whose product is annotated as phosphodiesterase 7B. Gene Ontology annotation, molecular function: 3',5'-cyclic-AMP phosphodiesterase activity. Bases 426 to 1925 code for a protein of 499 amino acids. The record is from RefSeq and is a predicted model, not a curated record. Lineage: Eukaryota; Metazoa; Chordata; Lepidosauria; Squamata; Gekkonidae. The transcript has 12 exons.
CGAGCAGCUGCUCAUAUCAUAAGGUCUGAUUAUCACAGAACUGGUAAAUAAAAACUUUCCUGUAGUUGAGAGGAGUUUUGCAUGAUUUAACAAAUAUCUUCUCAGUUUUCUUUUUAAUUCCAGCUGUAGGCUGGAAUUGAUCAAGGGUUCUUAACUGGAAACCUGAGAGGGGGUCAGGGAAAAGGGACAGGAACAAAAUUUGCAUGCAACUAGGAGAGGGAACUGUUUCAGAACAGCUACGAAUGGGAAACUUUGAAAACUACGUUUCCCCACAGACUUUUUCGUCUGAAGUUUAGGAGCAACAAGGCUGCUGUGAGCUUUCAGAAACCUUCUCUGUACACUGGGAUGAUGAUGUGUGGUGUUUUUAUUUUUCCUGGAGUCUGAGGAGUUUUCCUUUCCAGUAGCAGCCGCCUUCUCUUUAGAGGAUGCCUGUGUUGAAUAGAUUUUUCAACGUGUUGGACAUGGGUAGGCAGUGGGGAACCGAAGAAGAUCUGAUGCCCAUGUCCAUGAGCAGCCAUCCCUUUGGUCAGCCAAGGAUCCUAGCUUGGGAGCUGCCUGAGAUGUUCAAAAUGGUAAAGCUAAUUUGGAAGUCAAAAAGUGAUCUCCAGGGAACAAAGCAGAGAGGAGUUCUAGAAAAUGAAGAUGCUCCAAAUAGUUUAUCAGGAGAUGCACGGCUGAGAGAUCAGACAGGGGUUCUCUCUGAACGACGUGGUUCCUACCCAUUUAUAGACUUCCGUCUUCUCAACAAUACCAUUUACUCAGGGGAAAUUAGCACAAAGAAAAAGGUAAAGAGACUGUUAAGCUUUCAGAGAUACUUCCAUGCAUCCAGGCUUUUGCGUGGGAUCAUACCACAAACUUCAUUGUAUCUGCUGGAUGAAGACUACCUUGGUCAAGCAAGGCAUAUGCUAUCCAAAGUGGGAAUGUGGGAUUUUGAUAUUUUCUUGUUUGACCGCUUGACAAAUGGAAACAGCCUAGUAACCUUGCUGUGCCACCUCUUCAAUGUACAUGGGCUUAUCCAUCAUUUCCAGUUAGACAUGGUUACAUUACACAGAUUCUUGGUUAUGGUGCAAGAAGAUUAUCAUAGCCAAAACCCAUACCACAAUGCUGUCCAUGCUGCUGAUGUCACACAAGCUAUGCACUGCUAUCUAAAGGAGCCCAAGCUUGCUAACUUCAUAACUCCUCUGGACAUUAUGCUGGGACUGCUAGCUGCUGCAGCGCAUGAUGUAGACCAUCCAGGUGUCAACCAACCAUUUUUGAUAAAAACCAAACACCAUCUUGCCAGUUUAUACCAGAACGUCUCUGUAUUAGAAAACCAUCACUGGCGAUCUACAGUAGGCAUGCUUCGAGAGUCCAGGUUACUUGCACAUCUGCCAAAGGAAGAGAGGCAUGAUAUUGAACAACAGCUGGGCUCUCUGAUCUUAGCAACAGACAUCAAUAGGCAGAAUGAAUUCCUGACUCGUUUAAAAGCCCAUCUAAAAAAUCAGGAUCUGAGAUUAGAAGACGCACCAGAUAGACAUUUUAUGCUUCAGAUUGCACUCAAGUGUGCAGACAUCUGCAAUCCUUGCCGACUCUGGGAGAUGAGCAAACAGUGGAGUGAACGAGUUUGUGAGGAAUUCUAUAGGCAAGGUGACCUGGAGCAGAAAUUUGACCUGGAAAUAAGUCCUCUUUGUAAUCAACAGAAAGACACAAUCCCUAGUAUACAAAUUGGCUUCAUGACCUACAUUGUGGAGCCACUCUUUGAAGAAUGGGCCAACUUUACUGGGAACACUCCCUUAUCAGAAAACAUGCAAAAUCAUCUGCGGAGGAACAAGGCCAAGUGGAGGAAUUUACUUCACAAGCAACACAGCAGUGCUAGGAACACUGACCACUCAGGUCAAGGAACUGAAGAUGAAGAACAGACUUUAAAUGAAGGAGAAAUCCCAUAGUGGCAGCUUUGCACUUUGCGCUGUAGCGCCACUGCCUUUCACAACUGUGAACAAAAUGCUAAGGGUCCGUUGAGCCAUCGUUAACCAAGGAGGAAGGGAGAAGAGCAGGGAGGAAAACAGACGAUAUGGGAGUUCUCCCCAAUAAAACCCACACUUCUGGGUUUGAUGCUAAAGCUGAAUUCCACUUCCUCAUCUUAAUAGCCGAAGCCAUUCAUCACUUCUGAUCACGAACUGCUUAAAUGAGAAGCUUCAUUCAGCAGUGCUGAAACUGGGCCAGUAAAGUGGGUGCCAACUACCAAGAGGCUUCAAGGGAACAGGCAAGACCAGUGCACUCUUGGUUAUCGAUUUCAUUCACUUUGAGUCAUACUGUGAUAUGGCUCUCUGAACGAAGGCCUAAAGCAGUGUACAGUCUUCAAUCUGGCAGCUGGGCUGCACAUCAAAAUCACCACCAGCAUUGUCAGACUCAGAGGAAAUCUGGCCACACAGAAGAAAAGUGUCUCAUUUUAAAUAAUUAAAGCCUUUUUAAUUUUUGUAUUUGGUGCACUGGACAAAGAAUCUAGAAACCUUGAACUAAGGUUAUUCUGUGUACUCAAAGCUUUUUCAUGGUAGUGCCCAUUUUGUUAAUCAUUUUAUGCCACUUUAGAUAUGACUGACAUUCUUCUCACUGCAAGAACAUUUUUCCUAGCAAAUCAAAGGGAAGAGUUGUACAGUCUAAAUGUUUCCAGAUGUCUCUUUGAACGAGUGUAUCUGUGAUCCGUUUAUAUUCGCACAUGUAUGUUUCCUGUAUAUAUAAAGCGCUACUGAUUCCCAUGCCAAGAUACUGAAGUAUUAUGGGAAAGCUAUCUGUAUAAACAAUGGCACUGUGAACAAAAUACUGUUAGUUUUAGUAUCUGAAGCACUUGUAAAUAUGUUAUAGACUAUUAAUACUUUUGUUUGCAGAUAAAGGCCUUAACUUUUA